Lolium rigidum is the source of this 963-nucleotide messenger RNA. RefSeq lists its product as uncharacterized. NCBI's taxonomy places the organism in Eukaryota, Viridiplantae, Streptophyta, Magnoliopsida, Poales, Poaceae. The transcript is spliced from 7 exons. The record is from RefSeq and is a predicted model, not a curated record. Bases 52 to 963 code for a protein of 303 amino acids.
ACCUGACCUAGGACUGCAAGCCCUACUCGCAACAGGGGAUUCUUUCCGUCCAUGGCCAUGAGGGUCGACUCGGCCAUCCUCGCCGUCGUCGUCGCCUUCCUCAUCCCCCUCCGCCUGCUCUCCUUCGUUGUCCGCCUGAACACCUCCGGUAGCGCCGGCGACCUCCGCCGAUCCUGCACCGCCUUCGCCAUCGCGGCCGCGCUCCUCGCCGUCAUCUUCGGCCUUCCCCGAGACCACGUCGGUCAGACGGGGCACUGCGUGGCGUCCGUCACCAACACGGGAGAGGAUGGUAUGGGCCUAGAGGUUCGGCUGGAGAUCGAGCAGCUGAAGCUCCAGCUCAACCGAUUGGAAUCACUCUGGGAGAACAAUUCGAAAGCAUCGGAUGGUAAAGGUCAUGGUUCAGAUGAAGGUGGCGAGGCUGUGAAAGCGAUGGAACUGGACAUUCAGGCUCUGAUCAAGGAGCAAGAAAACAUCAAGGCCAUGCUAGUGAAAAUGCAUACAGAAUGGGAAAACAAUUCAAAAGCAUGGGAUGACGAAGGUCAUGUUUCAGAGGAAGAUGUCGGGGUUGUGAAAGUGAUGGGACUAGACAUUCAGGCUCUGAUCAAGGAACAAGAAAACAUCAAGACCAUGCUAGUGAAAAUGCAUACAGAAUGGGAAAAAAAUUCAAAAGCAUCGGGCGACAAAGGUCAUGUUUCAGAGGAAGAGGCCGGGGUUGUGAAAGCGAUGGGACUAGACAUUCAGGCUCUGAUCAAGGAACAAGAAAACAUCAAGGAAUUAUUACGGAAUUCUGAAAGUACUAUCAAGUCAGUCACAAAUGAGGUUCUAAUUCUGGCGGCGGAAUCAAGAAAGAUGAACUCUGAUAUUUACAAUAUAUGGUCAUUGGCCAACGAUACAGAGAAAACUGUUGAAGCUCUACAUUCAGAUGUCAAAAGUGUGUUCGAGUUUGUUGGGAAAGCUGUUUGA